CUGAUCACCCAAAUUUGCUACUGUGUAAAACAGCAUCACUUCAGACCUAUACAUUCUUAGAUGUAUACAGAGACAUAUAGCAUUUCAUACUCCUGUGAACACCUGUGAUAAUUUUUUUAAACAAUAAGCAUUGAAUUUUCAAAAGUUAGGAUAUGAUGGCCAAAUAUGCUUGAAUAGUAUAAUUACAUUUUGUAGUUGCUGUGGACAAAAAGCUUGUGAUUAAUCUUAUAUUGAUGUAAAUUUAAUGCUCCGCAUUUGCUGAUCUCCACCAUUGCUGCCUAUGUAGAUGGAGGGAACACCUGACAGUUUUAUAGUGAUGUGAGUAAUGUCUUUAGAGAAUAUCCUGUUUUGUUGAAGUGAACUUCUCAAUGUUUGAUCUACUGUUCAUGUGGGACUGUGAUUAUUAUACUGUAAACAUUCAAAAGACAAACAGUCAUAGGAGAGAAGAAGAGAGACAAAACGUCAUUCAUUGUCCCAUUCCUAGAACAAUCACUCAAACUGACCCCAUAUGCCAUUUAUAAAUGAAUUUAACUUCAUUCAUUUUAACAGUUAUGUCUCAGAGAUCAAGAAAUACUAAAAUGAAUUACUAAUAUAAAAAUAAAAUGACGUGUGCUGAUUACUAUAAUUUACUUAAACUUUUAUGGUUGAUGUGUUUAUUUUGUGUUAAACAUUUUUGACAUGUUCUACAUCUCUAACAAAACUCUACAUUUUUACAUAAUACAACUACAAGUGACAGGUCUCAAGACACAAAUCUGACCUUAUAUGAACUAAACAUUAAUAAAUGUGUUUAAAUGAAUAUUUGAGAGCAUUUUCUCCUCAAUUCAAUCCAGCAAAAUUGUUUUGAUUCUCACAUAUUCAUACAUUUAAUGUGUCAUAUAUCAGCUUAGAACAUCAGAAACUAAAUAUAGUGAGAUGGACAAAUUGGCACUUUUUCAAUUAUUCACACUUAAAAAUGGAAUGUUGCCUUUAGCACCACAGUAAACUCAGUACUUCUUCUAUUAAGUGGAAAGAUUUGACUUCCAUUCAGAAGAUUCAUAUGGCUAGAUUUAUAAAAUAUGGAGUAAACAGUUUUGUUCCCCACAUUGUUGAAACAUGAAAGAAGCUUCCAAAUGUCCUACACCUUAAUUUAACCUAAAUAUAACCUCAACACAUCAAAUUAAAAUAAAAAACAUGCUGGAUAUCACAGUACGCAAACCUAAACAGUGAUGAUUGCUGCCCAACUGUUAGAUCAUUAUCAUAGAGGAUAAACCUCUCAGAUGUGUCUGUAAACAUACAGUAGUACCCUUUCAAUCCUCUGAUCAGAUUGCACACUGACCUAUAUGGAGGGCUAUGUUAAGAAGCUCAGGUUUCAGCUUCUAAGUUAUUAAUUUCAGCUGAGCCAUGUCUGCCACCAAGUCACAGAUUCGUGUAAAGAGUAGCUCUGCAUGCUUUCUGGGCUUGAUCUUCUAUGCUGGCUGUCAAUCGCAGGACCUUGACAUUUGUACAGUAACUAGCAAGAUAGAUUGAUUGUCUUGGUCCAGAUUUGAAUUAGACACAGUUUCCUUGAGAUGAUCAGUACAGAGCUAACUUUAUAUAGCUGGUGCCCAUCUGCAUCAUCUGUGUGAUUCAACAAACUUAUUUUGUAACAUUUAAUUUCAUUUUGUAACGUCCUUUCGAGAGUUUCCAUGCAUUGGAUUGCAUUCCUGACAAGUCUAUAAUUUUGUUAAGUUUAGCUUCCUACUGUACCAUGGACAAUUCAUUUACACUCAUGUCCAUUUGCUAUUAUCUAUUUAUAUUCUGAGUUUCAGUAAUACAUUUGUCUGCACAUUUUAAACUCAGUUCAAACCUAAAAUAUUAGCAGUCGAUCAACAUACAUAUAACACCAUUUCCUUUUACAUCAUGAAUGCAUCAUGAAUAACAAUCUUGUGUGUGUGUGUGUGUGUGUGUGUGUGUGUGUGUGUGUGUGUGUGUGUGUGUGUGUGUGUGUGUGUGUGUGUGUGUGUGUGUGUGUGUGUAAAAAAUUUUUGCUAAUUGACUUUAUAUAUAAUUUCAUCUAAAAUUGUUGAUCUUGGCUUAACUGUAGAUUAAUGUCAUGGGCAGUAAUUUGAUGAUUAGGAAAUGUUUGUUUUAAGCAUGUAAUUCAACAAAUCAAAUCAAAUGAAAUAAAUAUUCUAAAACAAACAAAAUAAUAAUUUGAAAUCCAUUGAUGUGAGUGCUACAGGUAUUGUCAUACAUUUUAAGUUGGAUAAAUAUUUUAGUUCCCAAGAACAUUUUUGUAUUCAAUGACUCCAAGAUCUAAGGUUUCAGUGAUGUAACUACAGCAAAAUACAAAACAAACAAACAAACAAACAAACAAAAAAAACAAUGAGCAACCAAUUGUUUGUUUAGUUAGGGAUCUCCAAAGGUAAAACUUUAUGUUAAAUCCAGACCCUUAACUGCCUUCUCAUAAGGCGGGGUAAAUCUUUGAGAAAAAAGUUCAUAUCUAAGUUGAAGAGAGUGAAAAUACUGUUGUGAACCAGAAAAGUGAAUAGUAAACAAUAUACAUCCAGACAUAAAGAUGCCCCAAUUCCAGAUUUCAACAAACAACAAAUUGUCACUAGAGAUUUUUUCUCUCUCACAUACAGUAAUGAGUUGCAAGUGUACAAAAUAUUGAAGUUCAUGCUGACAAGGCUUGCAUCAAAUUACACGGAGGUAAGAGAAAUAUGAAGCAUCUAAAAUUAUUGUGUAUGUGUGUUUGGUAACCUGUAGAGAAAAUACAGCACCUAUUUGUCAAAGACCAGGAAAACAAUUGACAAAACCAGAUACUGAUUGUCACCAUGACUACAGUAGGCCACAAGAUGUGCUGCUAUAUGUCUGUUGGGCAGUACAGGGCAGAGAAUAUCUUGACAAAGUAGAUAUAAUAAGGCAUUGCUAUCUUGACAGUUAAUCAGAUUUUUUGCUAUAUGACAUUGGUUACUGCACUGACUACUACUACUAAUAAUAAUCUCCCUUUUGCCACCUGGGAUUCAAUCUUCAAAGAUCCAUAAACUAUGGGCUUUGAGUACAAGACAAAAACCAUGACAAUGGACCAUACUGUGGCAUACACAACAACACAAGACCAAUUCAACAUCAAACACUUGACAGACCGACACUGAAACUUGGGAUUUAUGUAAUUGUGAUAAUCAGAAUUAGGCACGAGUUCAAGUGAUUAGGACGUCAUGAGUUGAUACUGAUAGGAAAUGUUGUCAUGGCACGCGGCAUGUUUCCCCUGUGCUUUCCUCUGUGUACUCGUCCAAAGACAUGAAUUGUAGGCUGAUUGACGUCUCUAACCUGUCCAAGGUGUGUGAAUGUUUGUGAAAAUGUGUGUGAUUGACCUCUGCAAUGGGAUGGCACUCCAUCCCAUCCAUCCACCACCUUGUGUUGGUGCCCAAGUGCCUCGGGAAAGGCACUAGGUUACCUGUGACCCUGCAUAGAAAAAGCAGCAGAGAAAAUGUGUGGAUGGAUGGAAGUGGCUGCCAGAAGAGCCACCUCAUGCCCAUUUCUACAUUAUGAGUUAAAUGUUUAAUUAUUUAAAGGUAAACUAGAUGGCUUUGUUGAAAGUGGCUGUCGUCAAAGAUAAGAUCUUUUAUUUUAGGACACAUCUGUUAUAUUGUUGUGUACUUUUGACUAACAGCACCUUGAUUAGAUUUAUAUCUACAUCUAGAUCUCAGCCAUUUGACCUAAGAUGGGAGGAGAAGGAUUACACCAUGCGCACAAACACAGUGUACAUGCACUGCCUUACAGGACUGCACUUGCUCUUACUUAAUCCUUGUCAUAUGUGACAUUUUUGGAAGGAAUUAUUCUUUUCGAACUCGUUUAAAGUAUUUUAGGUGAGUGUCCAGGCAAAUAUUUAUUUCACAAAAGGAUAUCAAGAAUGCAAAAAGUUCCCUCAUCUGUUCGACUAUUACGGGAGUAAGAACAAAUCCAAAUGGCAGAUGUGAGAGUAUUUACAUUUUUCAUGCUUUUGUUUGGCUUACAAGUAUCACUCAUCUUACCAUUUCAAGCUGAACAAGCCUGUCUGAUAUCUGCUGACUAUCGCACUGCAGACUGCCGAGGCCAGCGACUGGAUAAAGUGCCUGUGGGAGAACUACCUUCUUCCAUUGAGAUCGUAGAUCUAUCUUAUAACUUUCUACAGUUUAUCAGAAAGGAUGAUUUCAUUGAACUGCCUCUCCUCAGAGUCCUCUGGCUUCAGUUUAACAAUAUAUCAUUGAUUGAGGAUGAGGCUUUUCUCAAAAACCUACUACUGGAAGAAGUAAAUCUGUUCAAUAAUUCACUGACUACUAUUCCAUCAAUAGCCAUUGCACCACUCAGCAAGCUGAGAAUUUUAGAGCUUGCAAAUAAUCUCUACACUGAGUCAACACUGGAUCAUGUGUUUUUGAAUUUCAAUAAUUUAAAACUGUUGUCUUUGGGUGGUCCUGUACUCAGCCUUUUGAGAAAUGGGGAUCUUGAUGUGUUAUCGAAUAUAUCUCUGGAGAGGAUUGCUAUUAAAACUGCUUCUAGCUUGGACAUUUAUGAUCCAGGAUAUCUCAAGAACAUCCAGACCGCAAACUUGUGGAUGAAUAUAGCCGUAGAUAACAGGACACAGGCUCUUCCUCUAAUGCUAAAAGACCUUGAAAACAAAACAUUUGAAGCCAUUCGUUUCCGUAAUCUCUUUGAGUUUGAGUACUAUACUGACACAGAGGAUCUUUUCUAUGGAUUAAGGUUUAUAAACUCCAAGCAGCUGACCUUUCACCAUGGGAAAUUCAGUGAGGACCUGCUUAGAAUGGUUCUUGUGAAUUUAGAAAAAAGUAAUAUUAAAACACUAGGACUGUUCUUCAUUGACUUUGCCCGGUCACAAACAUUAGUGAGUAGUGAGGAGGGAUCCAGUAUGACAAACCUAACACUGGAUACGUUGGUUUUGUCGGAUAUCAGCAACCCAGGCAUCCUACGCUUUGACUGGACUUUUACAUGGUUGAACAACAUCCGUCACCUGCGCAUAAACAACGUGAAUUUUAACAUUGUACCCUGUGAUGCAUGGGAGGAGAUGAGAGGGGUUGAAAUACUUGAUUUAUCCAAAAACCAACUUAAGGACUAUUUCCUUUUUAACCAGCAAUGUGACUACACAGAUGUAAUGUCAGCACUUCACACUUUUAAUCUCAGCAAUAACAAACUGACCAGCCUUAGCUCCUUUGCAUCUCUUGCUGGGAACUUCAGAAACCUAAAGGUCAUUGAUAUCAGUUACAAUCAGUUUGGAUUUAAAGAAAACAGCCCCUGCUCUUGGAUACAGGACAUAACCACAGUCAUCGCUAACCACAACAGUAUGGUUAUUGACAGUUUCGAAUGUCUCCCAACUACUGUAUUGUACCUUGAUCUCUCCUACUGUAAUUUGGACCAGAUAGAUGUGAACUACUUCAGGAAAGCCAUUUAUCUGAAGGAGGUUAUCCUCAGUGGUAACAAAAUUAAAUUUAUUCCAUUUGAUUGGAAGAGCCAGAAUUUAAUGUCAUUGAGUUUGGACGGGAACUCUUUUGGGGUUAUUAGCAUGAGGUCUUUCAAAGGACUGCCUAAACUGGAGAAACUCAGAGCGGGUAACAAUCCAUACCACUGUACCUGUGAGCUCCAUGCUUUCAUACAGGAAACUGCAGUCAAGGGAAAAGUCAACAUCACAGACUGGCCAGAAAGCUACAAGUGUUACCACCCUCAAGACCUGGUCAAUACAAUGGUAUCUCAUUAUCUCCCUGGUCAGAUAGUGUGCGAUAUCAAGCUGGUCAUCAUAAUCUCUGUAGUCUCAACAGCAGGAGCUGUGCUAGCACUCAUGCUAAUAUGUUAUUUAUUUGAUGUUCCAUGGUAUGCUAAAGCUACAUGCAAAAUUCUCAUGUCCAAGUAUAGGUCUCAUAAGGAGGGACUAGCAGAUUCUUUGGACUAUACAUUUCAUGCCUUCAUUUCCUACAGCCACUCAGAUGCAGACUGGGUAAGGGAAGAGCUGUUACCAUGUCUGGAGAACUCCAAGCCCCCUUACCGUCUUUGCAUCCAUGAAAGAGACUUUAUGCCAGGAAAAUGGAUCAUUGAUAACAUAAUUGAGAACAUUGAAAACAGUCGGAAGGUUAUCUUUGUCAUCUCACAGCACUUUGUGAACAGCGAGUGGUGCAACUACGAGCUCUACUUUGCCCAGCAGCGAGCCAUGGGCAAGAACUUCAGUGAUGUCAUACUAGUGGUAAAGGAACCCAUCGAUCCAAACUCUCUGCCCAGCAAGUACUGUAAACUCAAAAAGAUGCUGAGCAACAAAACCUAUUUAGAGUGGCCUACACAACCCAAACAUCAAGCCUUCUUCUGGGCACAGCUAAGGAGUGUCAUGGGAAAACCUAUUGUCUCACAGCAGUUCUCAGCCUCCAUGCGGAAACGUUCCAUAAGAUUGAACACUCUGUCUGUGAUUGAGCUGGCCCAGGAGAAUCAGGGGUCUGCAGAUUCUGGGCCAAAGAUAGAUAAGGCAUCAGAGAUUAAACUUCAGAUUGUAGGAAAGAGCGAAGGUCUUUAAGAAAAAUAUCAGAUCAAGAAUAAUGAACAUUGUGUGAUGGUGAAUAAGUUUUUGGGCUAAGUGCAUGUCACGGUGAUCUUGAAAGUCUUUACUAUUUGUGCUUUUCUACUGGAUGUUGUGGCACUGCUCAGUGCAGAAAACUAACCAUGAUCCCGCAUGAUUCAUUUUUCCACUGCCAAGCAAGCUAUGCUGCAUCUAACAACCCGUGCUGAAUUUGUUUACUGUUCUUGCCCACAUACAGUGCAGGCCAAGUUGAUAUAUAUACAGAGAGAUGUCAAUUUAAAA
Messenger RNA from Tachysurus fulvidraco (yellow catfish), 6793 nucleotides. It is a transcript of the gene tlr18, whose product is annotated as toll-like receptor 18. The record is from RefSeq and is a predicted model, not a curated record. The transcript is spliced from 4 exons. Gene Ontology annotation, biological process: immune response; toll-like receptor signaling pathway; inflammatory response. The coding region runs from base 3926 to 6508 and encodes 860 amino acids. Lineage: Eukaryota; Metazoa; Chordata; Actinopteri; Siluriformes; Bagridae. Gene Ontology annotation, molecular function: protein binding; transmembrane signaling receptor activity. Gene Ontology annotation, cellular component: membrane.